CUUUUUACCACGAUCUUGAACCUUUACUGGAUGGGUUGUGUAUAUGCUGAUGAUGUUAUACGUAAUAAACCCGGUUUGGGAAUGCAUUUUAUUAUAUGGCCAAUGUCAACAGCUAAAUAACUCGGGUAAAAAAUGCUGGAAUGGAAUGGAAAAGGGUUGAGCUGAUGAUAAAAUAGUCAGAUGGUCUUAAUGCAUUCAUACAAAUUACUGCAUAAUCCGGCAUAUGUGGGCAAAGACGCAGAUAAUGUAAAUAGAGUGAAAUUACAUCUAAACGAUUACGAUUAUAUUAUAAUAAUUAAAGACAGUUAAGUAGUAAUUUCCUUUUUCAUGUGUACCAGACAAUAUUGGCUUGGUGUAUACAAAUAAACAUAUAUACAUACCAAAGUAUUUACAUGUGUAUAUACGGUCAGUGAAUACCAGUAGCAUUAUUACUACGGAAUGCAAUAAAUAAUACCCAAACCAUGCUUGAUUAAAUUAAAAUACGCUCAUCAAUACGCAGUAAAUAAUGAAUUUUUUAAAUCCAUUAACUUUCCCUGAGAUUCUGGGUACCAUAUUCCAGUUUCUAGACAUUCAAGAGCUACUAAAAUGUCGCAAAGUCUGCAAGUUGUGGAAUCUCGAAACAUCACAGUUUAUCGGGGAGCGAAAACUAAUCUGCAUCAACGAUGCGACGAAAUUAGGGCAACUUUAUGAUCUCAUAAAUCGUAAUGCGACGCAACCAUUUCGGGCAUUUGAACUUUGGUCCUUUCCAAUUGACCUCGACAAUGAACAAGUAAUGAAAUAUGUCUCAACCUGUGGGCCUUACUUUCAUCACUUGACACUCAAUUUUGAAAAAGAGUCAAAAAAUCUGCUCAACAUUCGGACCCUUCGAGAUCUCUUGCUGUAUGAUCUUCCCAAUCUCAAAUCACUCUCCAUACGACAGUUACCAUCAAUAAUUCUCGCUCAAAAGUGGAUAUUUCCACCCGAAGGAGAACUGAAAUUCAUUCAACCCCUGUUAUGGAACUUGCAAACAUUGACGCUCUACUCGGACGAAGAGUUCAAUUUCAACUUUAUAUCCAACUUAUUUCGAGCAAUGGUUCAUCUAAAACGAAUCUUUGUCGAAUAUGGUGACGAACCAAAAGAUUUUAAGAAAACCAUCCUCGCUGCAAUAUUUUCAUGUUCUGCUCACCUCCGAGAGUUGGAAUCGUUGCAGUACUUUUUACAUAAUCCUGGAUCUGGAUCGCAAAAUUGGGCCUGGACCCCUGAGGAGUGUUUAAAGCUUGUGGGUUGUGGGUUUUUAUUGAAAUCUAUAAAGUUACACCCCACUGGUAAACUGGAAACCAGGACCAUGUUUAAUUUGCUGGAAAAGUUGCAAACUCUGACCACCCUGAAACUCCGAGUGCAUGACCAACUGAGAUGCCCAAUCAUGGCGUCCUUGACUUCAGUGAUACUGUAUGACUAUGAAGGCUCAUUAGUGUUUAUGGACAACCUUCCCAACUUGAGGCAUUUGGGGCUUUGUGAAUACUCGCCUGCAAAAUUUCUCACACCGGAAAACAUAGUUUCCAACAAUCAGCACCUUGGAUUGCUUUCUCUCAACUUUUACGGCUCAUACGCAGUGUCUAACCACUUGUUUCGUGCAAUUGCGAAAACCUUCCCUCAACUUCGAAUACUUAACUUUUGGUAUAUUAACAAUGAGAAGCUCAGAACUGUGAUUGAAAACUUUCCAUUCCUCGAAGAACUGACAAUCAAUGUCGUUUGUGUUGAUGAUGACGCUCUCACGGGUUUCCCCCUUGAACUCUGUGAGCAAAUGGAACGCAUGGGAAAUUACCAUCAGAUCAUGCAGCAAGCUCAUACUUUUCCUCGCACGCAACCGUUCAUCGGAGAUUUAGCAAAUUUAAGACGUUUGGAGAUGCAUGCUGCGUGUUUGGCUGAUUGGAAGUGGAGCAACUUUAGUGACGUUUCAGUGUAUUUUGGUCUCAUGCAACUAACAAACUUGACAAGUUUGUCACUUUACGAAUUUAAAUGGAUUACAGAAACUGCGAUAUUCCAACUAUGUAAAACGCUUCCAUUAAUUUACUUGAAACUGGAUUCCCGAAUGUUCCCAGAAACAUUGAUAUCUGGAAUUAAAGAAAUUCGUCCAGAUAUUAGACUGGAAACUGUAACUGAUGAAUUUGAAUCAUACAAUACAUUUUAUGUUUGCAUGCGCUAACUAAUUUGUUGAAUAAAAACCUACUACAGUGCAGA
Molecule: messenger RNA, 2220 nt
Organism: Folsomia candida
Lineage: Eukaryota; Metazoa; Arthropoda; Collembola; Entomobryomorpha; Isotomidae
Exons: 4
Coding region: 506-2185 (559 amino acids)
Biological process (GO): SCF-dependent proteasomal ubiquitin-dependent protein catabolic process
Cellular component (GO): SCF ubiquitin ligase complex
Molecular function (GO): protein binding
Source: RefSeq, a predicted model, not a curated record